AUAGUGGGCACUCUAAUUAACGUUCACAAUAAAAGUGCGUAGAUAGGUAAAUUAACGGCAGUUUAUUGUCAUACUAUUGAAUUUGUACGACAACACGGCAAACAGAGACCUUUGUCAUGUUUCAUUAGUUCACUAUGUUAAUUUUAAGUGUUUCAAAGUGCGUAAUUUUGAUGGCGUCUAAAAGAAAACAUCAAACAUUAGAGGAAAAAAUCUAGUUAUUAGAUUUUUACAAAAAAGAAAAUGUUAUUGCACGUUUCCCAUCAGAAAAAAAAAUGGAAUAGGAACAACUCAAGGCACCGAUUUAAUCAAAAAUAAAAAUACAGUUUUUAAAUUAUGGAAAUAUCACGGUAAUGAUCAAAUGAAAACUGUAAAACGUAGUAAAACCGAAUCAAGUUAUGUCAACGAUGUUGUGCAUAAAUGGUUUUGUCUGCUCGAGCUAAAAAUAUUCCAAUCUCAAAGAAACAACUUUACAAGCUCGUAAUACUAUAAAAAGUUGUGAUAAUGGUAAAGCUCACUUACUCGCAUUAAAAAAACACACAAAAAAUGUAGAAGCUUUAGCAAAAGAUUUAAUUAACGACUUAAACAAUCAAACAAAUGGUAAAAAUGAAAUUAAACUCUUUGAUAGAGAACUAAAUGAUAAUAAAAUUCUUAAAAUUGGAAUUCCUGAAAUCAUUGAGAAACCAAUAGUACAUGAUGCAAUUGAUUUAAUAAACAAUGUUUUUUUUGAAUACCUCCAGAAAACAUUUACUGGAAAUCAAAGAAAACUUUUCGAUGGCCAAGAGUACUAUAAUCAUUUGAAACGUAUUAGCGAUAUACGAUGUGCUGAAGAGAAUGUUAUGAAAGUAGAAAAAAAGCUUAAAAAAAAUUCAAUCGACAAAUUCCAUAGUUUAAACUCCAACUAUGUGGAUAAAUAUACUUUGCUACGCCUGGAGGCAUUAAAUAAUAAUAAUUUUAGUAAUAUAGCUGAAUCGAAACGAAAUAUUGAAAAUAAAAAGGUUUACGGUAUACACGAGGAAAUGAAACGUUUGAGACUCCGUUUGAAUAAGAAAAAGCCAAAAUUUAAAUCUCCUUGUAAGUCCUGUUUACCUGUCGUUGCCUCAAAGGCACUCUUACAAACUGUAGAAAACAUUAAGCCUUCUCUUCACACAGAUUUCAGCAUUAUUCGUUUUAAUAACUUCGUGCCUGGUAGAAUAUACAAAAGAUCGAUUACAAUUCGUAACACUGGACAUCGAAUCGUUUCGUUUAAAAUUAUAUCCAGUGAUAAUAAUUCAAAUGAUGUGUUUAAUUUUGAUUAUUCACCUAAAGGACAACUUGCACCUGGCAUGCAUACUAAAUUGACAGUUAUAUUUCACUGUAGUUCUAUGGAAGAUGUAUUUCAAUUAUUAACAAUCGUAGAAGAUGGAAAUUAUCUAACCCAUUUAUUAAUAGGAGCUGAAAAUCAAAUGCCUAUUCUUAGGUAUGUCAUAAAUAGUUUUGACUCCAUAAUUUUAAGAAAAAAAAGUUCAUCUAUCGUUAAAAAUUUGACUAAUAUUUGUGUAUUUGAGUGUAAUUCAUGUCUAGUGGGUGCCUCAAAAACAAUAGAAAUAUCUGUUUGUAAUCUUGGACGUACAUCCAGUUUUGUUUGUAUUUCUGAAGAAUUUUGGUACUCAAAUGCAUUAGAAGUGCCAAAACCUAAAGAUAAUUGUAUGAAAUUAAAAAAUUUUUCAAUUGAACCAUCUGUAUUUAGUAUUAAACAAAAAGAGACUAAAUUAUUAAAAGUUACAUUUCAGCCCAGUUCACCAUCAUUUCAUUGUGUGAAAUUUAUAAUCGUGGCUGACAACUCAUGCGCACAAGAAAUUAAUGUUUUUGGUGAUGGUCAACUAUUUGAUAAAAAUUGUAUCCUGCUAACGGGACUAGGACUCGAGAAUAUAACUGUGAAUAAUAUGGUGAAAGGGAUUGGGCGAUAUAUUCUGGACAUUGGCGAAAUUGGUGAAACCACACGAUGUUUGUACAUUAGAAAUACGAGUGGAAUCAAAUAUCCUUAUCGAUGGGUCAUCAAUCACGUGGUUGAUAGACCGUGGUCAAAAAACGCCAAAGUGGAAUUCAAUGUCAAUCCGUCAACUGGUACAUUGGACUGUUUUUCUGAAAUCAAGUUCACGAUUACAUGUUCUGUCACCAGUGAGAUUGUUAAUCAACAACUUGUCGGCAAAUAUCACGUGAUCCUUUCCUUAAUCAUUGAGCAUAUUCCUCAAGUCAGCCUAAUUUAUCAAGACAAUAUGCGAAAUGAAGAUCGAGAAAGUUUUAUUAAGUAUGAGAACGUUAAUGUUGCUGACCUUGAAGUACUAUGUGCAUAUAAAGGCAAGGAGCCUAUUUGCAUGGAGGUAUACCCAAGAGUUGUCGACUUAAAUUCGUAUAAAUACAAACUUGGUGAGGGUAUAUGCGUGAAAGAAACCAUCAUUUUUAAAAACAAAGGAACAUCACCAGUCAAUGUUUCAUGGUUACGCUAUGAGGAAAAAAAUAAUCAAGGCAAUAGCUACUGUGAUUCGACAAUAAAUUUUGAAGUAGUUCCUGAAUUUUUAGUCGUUUACCAACAAGCUAAAUUUGAUAUACGAAUUGAUCCCAAGAGAACAGGACACGUACGAAAUGUGCUUAAAUUCAAUAUGACUAACCGUGACAGCGUAGAUAAUAUAGAAGUAUAUGUUCGAGGUUACAUUGAACCACCGGGAGUAAUCAUAGAACCUACUUCUCUACUAUUAUUGGAAAAUCAAAGCAUUGGGACAUUGGUGACUCACAAUAUAAAUUUAAAAUCCUGGAUGCACGAUGAUCGUUCAAUAAAUUUAAACGUUUAUUAUUUUGAAAAUAAUGACAGAGAAUUACAUUUAGUCUCGCAUAAGAGUUAUUUUUUUGAGUUGAACCCAAAAGUUUCGAACCUUGAAUCAAUUAUCGUAAUGAAAGAGAACUAUGAAACUUCCGUUAAUACAGACGCAAGUGGGAUUUCAUGUGAAUUAACUGAAUGGACGCUGGGAGGAUGUAAAACUGUCUACAACCAAACUAUAGCGUUAGUUAUUGCACCAAAUGUGCGCUUAAAUAAGCAAAUCGUGUCAAUUGACCAACCACUAUACAAAGGUAUUGGCUAUCAUCUCAAAGGAAUCUCAUUAUUUAAUUAUUCACAUAGUGGUCAAAUGUACUGUUGGGGUACUCCUUUGGGGCCCCAUGCUAAUCUUGUACUUUGCACUCCUGAACCUACUAAUGGAGUUAUACAAAGUCAUACAUGCAUCGAGUUUGAACUUAUCAUAACUCCCAAAACAAAUAAGUCAUAUAAUUCUUUUACAAUUCCUUGUUUUAUACAAAAUGCGAUUGAACCUGAAAAGUUAAUGAUUGAGUUUUGGGUAAAAGAUUUUAGCGCUAAAAUAUCAUACAUCGAUAUAAUUGGAAUACAAAGAAUAAUACAUUGGUGUGAUCAGGAAAAGGAAUGGAAAACUAAUAAAACUAUUGAUAAUAUUGAUGAGUUAGAAAAUGAAGCAGAGUGUAUUACCGAAAACUAUGUCAUGAUGUCAAAUAAUACGAUGGUUUAUGAAUCGGAAAAUUCCUUUGAAGCAGAAUUAGAGCCGGAAGCUCCAGGACUAGUCAAAUGGUGCACUCACAAAUUGCCAGGACAUGACGCUUCAAUGGCGUCAAUAGCUACAAAGACAUCAUCAAUUGGUAAACAUCAACAAUUAAUGAAAUAUCCAAUAGCAUUCAAAGAUGUGCAAUGUAACGUUGUAAACAAACAACAAUUAAAAAUAUGCAACACUACAGAUAUUUUUUGUCAAGUUUAUACAUCUGUAAAAAACUUUAGCCUUGAAGCUUUAAACAACACUAAAUCCACAAAAAGCUUAGAAAAUUUAAAAGUUCAAGAAUUUUUGAAGACAUCGAAUAGUUACUGUGCUGUAUGGAUUGAUAUUAGCCAUAGUGAUUUACCAAGCAAAAAAGAACUAACAAUAUCAGUGUGCACGUUGGCUACAGUUUGGGGUCAGUAUGAGGAUGAGGUGUUGAUCGAGCUUCAUUUAGAUGAUGAUGUGCUGCCGGCUGUAUGUAUUCCCAUCUUUAUCCUAGUAGUCACGUACCCAAUUGAGUUUCCACUGGCCACGCCACCCGGACCCACCGGCAAUGUUAAUUUUAGUUUAUACUCUAUGGAGUCUAAUGUUCAAUUAGCAAUUAGAAAUAAAUGUGAUAUUCCAAUUCAGAUAUCAUGGCUACUAUUCAAUAAAGAUCAUAAGAACAUGCCAUUUUCAGUAUUACUCGAUAUGUUAACGCCUAAUCUAUCAGAACCUUGGUCGUUUAGAAUAGCACCUUAUUAUGGAUCAAAUGAACCGCAAUAUUUUAAAGUAGAUCCAAAAAUUUUAUCGAUAAAACCGAGAGAAAAUAAAUUCGUAACAUUUUCAUUAGACCGAAGUAAGGAGCUUUUGGUUAAACGUAACGAAAAAAACAUCACAUUUGGAAAAGCUAUUGGUAUAGUUACAUCACUAAAUCCUCCUGAAAAAAACUGCACGAGAGUAGAUGGUUUUAACAUGUUGCCACUGACAGUUGAUAUUCGGUCAGAAACGAGACACUCGUUGCUACCUAAUUUUCUUAUACGGGAUCAAAAUAAUAUAUUUCAGAUUUCAGCCGUUGAAAUAUAUAGCCAUCAAAAAGCACAUCAUAAGAUUACUCGACAUAUAGCUCUGUUGAACAUAUUACAAUACCCUAGUGCCAUAGUUUUCGAAAUUGAUGCUCCAUUCUUUAUCAAAUCUAUUCGUACUUUACGAUGCGGUACUAAACCAGGUGAUACUGAGAUUCGAAUAUUUUACGAAGACUUAAUUAAUAUAGAAUUGGAAGUUGUAAUUUCGAUUAUGAACUUAAAUACACCAAAAAUGCCUAUACAAGGAAUUUCAAGAAAGUUAGUUUUGUCUAGUAAGUUAUAUGCUAAAUGUUCAGAAUCAAUAUAUAAUCCAAGAGUAGUAACUUCUUUUGAGUUGCACAUACAUUAUCCGGUGCUAAAACUGUCAGUAAAAAACAUAAAUUUUGACAAAGUGGCCAUAAGAGAGACAAAAUCCAUAGAUGUGAAGUUAUCUUCUUAUUCAGGCACGGAAACUUUUCUUGCAUAUUCGAAAUGUGAAACGUUUACGAUUUUACCUACCGAAGGCGUAGUACCAUUUAAUCGGGUGGCAAAUCUAACAAUUACUUUCACUCCAAGAGAUGAUAUUCAGUACUCGAGUACUAUUGUUAUUCUAACUAGAAUACCUUUAGACUUAAUUUCGUUAGACGUAUCCGGAACCGGAAUAAAAUGAUUUUGUCAGUGUACCAUUUACAUUAUGUACGAUGCGUCUUUUAGAUAAUAAAACAAACAACUAAAUUUUUGGGAUAAAGUUUCAACUUUCGUAUAUUUGUUAGUUUUUCUUUAAAAGUUUUAAAUUAGUUUAAUUUUAAAAAGUUUAGUAAGGCUAAG
Daktulosphaira vitifoliae (grape phylloxera) is the source of this 5446-nucleotide messenger RNA. RefSeq lists its product as uncharacterized. The transcript is spliced from 30 exons. The record is from RefSeq and is a predicted model, not a curated record. NCBI's taxonomy places the organism in Eukaryota, Metazoa, Arthropoda, Insecta, Hemiptera, Phylloxeridae. Bases 837 to 5288 code for a protein of 1483 amino acids. Gene Ontology annotation, biological process: negative regulation of cell population proliferation.